Populus euphratica (Euphrates poplar) is the source of this 1132-nucleotide messenger RNA. Its product is annotated as cold-regulated 413 plasma membrane protein 2. Lineage: Eukaryota; Viridiplantae; Streptophyta; Magnoliopsida; Malpighiales; Salicaceae. The record is from RefSeq and is a predicted model, not a curated record. The transcript has 5 exons. Gene Ontology annotation, cellular component: membrane. Bases 273 to 884 code for a protein of 203 amino acids.
UCCCAAGCCACGUGGGAAAAACAGCAGCAUUCUCCGGCUACGCAGGUAAUUCCAAGAGCCAGCCAACAUGACAUAAGCAGUUGGAGGAAAUCCGAAACUUCACUGACUGAAUCAAAGGGGGGAACUUUCCAAACUUAUCGAGUUGAUUUCCCUCGAAACAAGGGCCCCCCCACCUUGUCAAUCCACAAAAUUUGCAUCGGUGUCAUUGGAAUAGAUCCAUUGAAGAGACCAGCUCAUAAAAAAGAUCUUGAAGGAGAGAGGAGAAAAGAAAAAUGGGGAGGAUGGAGUUUUUGAAGAUGAAGACUGAUGAUGAAGUCAGCGCUAAUUUAAUUGAUUCCGAUGUCAGUGAGCUCAAGGUUGCUGCUAAGAAACUCAUCAAGGAUGCCGCUAGGCUUGGUGGCUUGGGGUUUGGUACCUCUUUUCUCAAAUGGGUUGCCUCCUUUGCUGCUAUUUAUUUGUUGAUAUUGGACCGGACAAACUGGAGAUCCAACAUGCUGACUUCACUUUUAGUCCCUUACAUUUUCUUUAGUCUUCCUUCUGUACUAUUUAACUUCUUCAGAGGGGAAGUUGGAAGGUGGAUUGCUUUUGUUGCAGUGGUUCUCAGGCUCUUCUUCCCACGACAUUUUCCAGAUUGGCUGGAGAUGCCAGGAUCAAUAAUUCUUCUUCUGGUUGUGGCUCCAAAUUUCUUUGCACACACCUUGAAGGAGAGCGUGGUUGGUGUCUUCAUAUGCCUUAUCAUUGCUUGUUACCUAUUGCAAGAGCACAUCCGGGCAUCUGGUGGGUUCAGAAAUUCGUUUACACAGCCCCAUGGAAUAUCAAACACUGUUGGGAUUAUCCUUCUGAUAGUUUAUCCUGUGUGGGCACUAGUGCUUCACUUCUUGUAGGCACUUUAGCCUGCGGAUUCGAGCAGUGAAACUGUGACUGCACUGCAAAUUAAAACAUUCAUGCUGUGUUUACUUAAUUUGUUAGAUAUCAAUAAUACUAUGAUUUGGUAUGCAUCGACAGUCGGUUGUUCAUAAAUUCUAUUGAAUCGUGCAUCUGUUUGCAAUAAAAGAACUUUUGUAUGCAGUUGAUGUAAAAGAACUGUUGAUUGUUCACUAUUUGUCAAGAGUAUGAUCUAUGGAUGUUGGAA